Molecule: messenger RNA, 1005 nt
Organism: Laccaria bicolor S238N-H82
Lineage: Eukaryota; Fungi; Basidiomycota; Agaricomycetes; Agaricales; Hydnangiaceae
Exons: 6
Coding region: 1-1005 (334 amino acids)
Source: RefSeq, a predicted model, not a curated record
AUGUCUAUUCCACACAACGCUCUUCCCGCCGCUGUCAAGCUUCGCGAGUCCGCUCUCACUGCCUUCAAAACUUAUCAGGACAUGAAAGAGGGACUGAACAGCGCUGCCGCUCCCACCAUUCUUGGCGUAGCCGCUAAUUACUGUGUUCAGCUUAUCGACACCAAGGAUCCGUGUCUGCUUAUGCACCAGCCAAUGCACAACGUGCUUUUCCUUGUUAGAGGCGAGUACAAUACCCGCAGCACUGGAGUUCACGCCAUCGCGCCCCCAGCCGACCUCGACACUAUCAAAGAAUAUUGUCGCACCGUUCUCGCCGCGCGCGCCGCUGCGCAGGUCGUUCCACCACCUGUUACUGCUCAAGCUCAGGCUCAGGCUGAGAUUGCAGAGCGCGGACACAUUUUGAAACAGCGUCCCCGCAAGCUUGUCAAGUCCAAGGCUGUCGUUGAGGACAAGGAUGACGAGAUGGCAGUGGACAACCUCUUUGGUGACGAAGAAGUCAAGGACGCUGCUUCCUCUCCCAAAGAGAAAGGCAAGAAGCGCGCUGCCUCUGGUCCCAAGACCCCAGCCAAAUCCAAGCGUGCCGAAACGGUCAGCAUUCCCUAUGACGCUGUUCCAGGCAUGGACACUAACAGUCGCGAAUUUCACAAGGCCCUCGUCGUCGAGCAUGCCAAAGGCAGUUGCGCUGGCGACAAACGCCCUCGUACUGAACCGCCCUUUAUUAGUGGUUUAGCAGAUCUUCAGUCUCGUCAAAACAAGUCUGCCAACUCCUUGCUCAUCGACAACCCUCUGUACAGGGAGAUCUUAGCGCGCGCACAUGCUGCUGUUACCAACCGCAUGCCGGCUUAUCCCACCCUUGCUUAUUUCAAGCAGCAAGAGGUCGAUCUUCGUGAACGCGUUCUUCUUAGCAUGCAGCGCCUCGACUUGGAGCUUCGUCUUCGCGAUGUACUUGUCGCUGAUUACGAAAUUGCCCUUGCCCAGAUUGCUGAGCGUGAAGUAACUAAGGAGUAG